AUGUAUCAACCAAAUCAAAAGUCGGAACACGACCAGUUCCCGCUACAGGACACUCAGUUCUCCAAUCAGCCUCCCGUCACUCGUUCGCCCUUUGAUGAUGACCAUUAUCCAGCAGAUCAGCACAUGCCUCAAUACGAUCAUCAGCCUUUGCUUGCUUCUAGCAUGCCUCCUGGUCCUCCUGGCUAUCCACCUGUAAAUAACCCUCCAUACCCACCUAGCCCUGGAGAUACAUCGCCUUAUCCUUCCUACAGCAACAACUCUAGCUCUCCUACUAUUCCACAGUAUUUCAAUCCACCAUCACCCAACAUGCACUACGGUGAAGCACCUAGACGUCAGCCUCGUCGUUACAAGACAACCAGACAAGUCAAAUUGACCAAGGGUAACUUGGUGUUGGAUUGUCCAGUUCCCACCAGCUAUUUGCAAGACGUGCCCUUGAAGGAAGGCAAAGAAUUCACACAUAUGAGAUACACAGCUGCUACUUGUGAUCCCAAGGAUUUCGUCAAUGAAGGCUAUACGCUCCGUCAACAGAUGCUCGGCCGCAAAACCGAGCUAUUCAUUGUCUUGACCAUGUACAACGAAGACGAAGUCUUGUUUACCCGUACAAUGCAUGGUGUGAUGAAGAACAUUGCUCACCUCUGUUCUCGCGAUCGUUCAAGCACUUGGGGUCCUGCUUCAGGUGGACCUGGAUGGCAUAAGGUCACUGUCUGUAUUGUGUCGGAUGGUCGUAACAAGGUCAAUCCUCGUACAUUGAACGUACUGUCCUUGUUGGGUGUGUAUCAAGAAGGUGUGGCCAAGAACGUGGUGCACGGUAAGCCUGUCACUGCCCACAUUUACGAAUACACAACACAGAUCUCUGUCAACCCCGAUAUGGAGGUCAUGAAGGCAGGAUCCAAGAACGUGGUGCCCUGUCAACUGCUAUUUUGUCUCAAGGAAAAGAACCAAAAGAAAAUCAACUCCCAUCGUUGGUUUUUCCAAGCCUUCGGUCCUGUGGUCGAUCCUCAUGUCUGUGUGCUGAUCGAUGUGGGUACAAAGCCCGGUGGUACUUCUAUUUAUCAUCUCUGGAAGGCAUUCGAUAUCAACUCCAACAUUGCUGGUGCCUGUGGUGAGAUUCGAGCUAUGGCGGGUACAGCAGGUGUCGCUCUGCUGAACCCCUUGGUGGCUGCUCAGAACUUUGAAUACAAAAUGUCCAACAUUCUGGAUAAGCCUCUUGAGUCUGUGUUUGGUUAUAUCUCCGUGUUACCAGGUGCAUUUUCUGCUUAUCGCUUCAAGGCCCUUCAAAAUGAUGUGGAUGGCCAUGGUCCAUUGGAAAAGUACUUUUUGGGUGAGACGCAACACGGUGGUGAUGCUGAUAUCUUUACUGCCAACAUGUAUCUGGCUGAGGAUCGUAUUUUGUGUUACGAGCUGGUGGCUAAGAAGAAGGCUCACUGGGUGUUGCACUAUGUGUCUAGCUCCUAUGGUGAGACUGAUGUGCCUGAUAAAGUGGAUGAAUUUAUUUCGCAGCGUAGACGUUGGUUGAACGGUUCCUUCUUUGCUGGUAUCUAUGCGCUGUACCAUUGGCGUAAGGUGUGGGCUUCAGAUCAUUCUUAUAUCCGUAAAAUGAUGUUCAUGUUUGAGGAUCUUUACAACACCUACAACUUGAUCUUUUCGUGGUUUGCUCUCGGUAACUUUUACCUCACCUUCUUCAUCCUGACACGUGCGCUUGCUCCCGCUGAAGACGGCCAACCUGGUCUCACUCAUGCUCCUUUCUCUGCCAACGUUGCCAAUCUCUUACAUAACAUUCUCAACUACAUUUACAUUAUUUUGCUCGUCGUUCAAUUCAUUAUUGCUCUCGGUAAUCGUCCUCAAGGCUCAAAGAUUGCUUACACAGGCUCCAUGGUGUUCUUUGCGCUACUGAUGAUUUACAUGAUGUUUGCUGCUAUUUGGAUCACUGUCGUUGGCGUCACUACUAUUGUGGAAGACUCUGAUGGUCAGUUCAUUGCUAUGCUGGGCCAAAGUACAUUUAGAAACAUCAUCAUCUCGCUCUGUUCUACCUAUGUCAUGUACUUUGUCGCCAGUUUCUUGUUCUUGGAUCCUUGGCACAUGUUUACCAGUUUCAUUCAGUACAUCCUCUUGUCUCCCAGUUAUACCAAUGUGCUCAACAUUUACGCAUUCUGUAAUACUCAUGAUGUGUCUUGGGGUACAAAGGGUGAUAAUACAGUGGCUACUGAUUUGGGUGUGGUCAAGGCCAAGAAGGAUGGAUCUGGUGAUUUGGCUGUUGAAGUCGAAGUGCCCACAGAGGAAAAGGAUAUCAAUGCUGCCUACAUUGACGCACAAGUAGAACUAUCAAAGAAGGUGGAGCCCGAGAAGUCGCAUCGUGAUGCCAAGACCAAACAAGAGGAUUACUAUAGAUCUUUCCGUACUAGACUUGUCUUGUCAUGGAUUAUUUCUAAUUUGGCUUUGGUAGUUGCUAUCACAAACACCUCUGUGAUUACCACUGGUGAUCGUUCUGCUGCUUAUCUUGGCUUUGUGCUUUGGUCUGUUGCUGGCUUGUCGUUGAUCAGAUUCACUGGUUCAACAUUGUACCUUAUUUUCAGAAUCUUUACUGGAUAA
Molecule: messenger RNA, 2589 nt
Organism: Mucor velutinosus
Lineage: Eukaryota; Fungi; Mucoromycota; Mucoromycetes; Mucorales; Mucoraceae
Product: Chitin synthase, class 2
Exons: 4
Coding region: 1-2589 (862 amino acids)
Cellular component (GO): cell periphery; cell septum
Molecular function (GO): chitin synthase activity
Source: RefSeq, a predicted model, not a curated record